Acanthosepion pharaonis is the source of this 594-nucleotide messenger RNA. The record is from the annotation of a GenBank genome assembly. Lineage: Eukaryota; Metazoa; Mollusca; Cephalopoda; Sepiida; Sepiidae.
AUGACUGUCCCACGGAUUUGGUGCCUGUCCCGUCCAUUCGGCGUGCCUGCCUGCCUGCCUGCCUCGUCCAUUCGGCGUGCCUCUUUACCUGCCUGUCCCGUCCAUUCGGCGUGCCUCUUUACCUGCCUGUCCCGUCCAUUCGGCGUGCUUCCCUGCCUGCCUGUCCCGUCCAUUCGGCGUGCCUCUUUACCUGCCUGCCUCGUCCAUUCGGCGUGCCUCUUUACCUGCCUGUCCCGUCCAUUCGGCGUGCCUCUUUACCUGCCUGUCCCGUCCAUUCGGCGUGCUUCCCUGCCUGCCUGCCUCGUCCAUUCGGCGUGCCUCUAUGCUUGCCUGUCCCGUCCAUUCGGCGUGCCUCUAUGCUUGCCUGUCCCGUCCAUUCGGCGUGCCUCUCUGCCUGUCUCGGCUAGUUGUCUACCGGAACCGGCUAGUUGGUGUUUCUCUCUUUCUCUAUCCCAUCCAGUUGGUGUAUCUCUGUCUGUAGCAUGCAGUUCCUUUGUCUCUCCCUGGACUCGGCAGGUUUGCUGUCUCUCUCCGGGACUGUCCCUAUCUAUCCGUUUGUUAAUUUGUUUUACCUUCUCUGCCUCGCUAAUCUAA